GCAUCUAAUAUCCUUACCAACUGCCAAGCCCGGAAUCUCGAGCACAAACUUUGUGUGAACAUCCCAUUUUCAUACUCUUUCUUAUAUGUGCCUCUCACUUCUUCCCCUGUUACCAUUCCUUAUUUCUCUCACUUAAUAUUCACACAUGGAUGCAAAUUCUUUUAGGCUCAACAAGGGUUCACCACUAUGUUCAACUCACUUGAACCCCAUCAAACGCGAACCACAACAUCCUUCUGUCGUUGCAAUGCUAAGAACCACACCUUCAGACCACGUUACUGCAAAAACAAAAACUAAUGCCUACAACGAUAACUUGUUUGAUCGCUUAGCAAUAAACCAUCUAUCAAAAAGUGUUCAAGCAGCCACAGGACUCAGCAACAAUAAGAGUGGGUUUGAGAGCUUGGUUGAGGCAGCUACGGUGGCUAAACACAACUUUGACCCUAUUCAGCAGCAAGAGGUUGUCAUUCAAGCUCUUCACAAAGCCUUCCCAAAGCCCAUACUUUCAUUCAUAAAGACAAUACUACGACCAUCUAAACUCUCAAGGGAAUAUUUUGCCGUUUUCACGACUUUGUUCUUUGCUUGGUUAGUCGGACCUUCCGAGGUGAGAGAAUCGGAGGUCAACGGGCGAAGGGAAAAAAAUAUAGUCUACGUCAAAAAAUGCAGGUUUUUAGAGGAGACAAAUUGUGUAGGGAUGUGUAUUAAUCUCUGCAAAAUGCCAUCUCAGAAGUUUAUAAAGGACUCUCUUGGUAUGUCAGUCAACAUGGUCCCCAAUUUUGAUGACAUGAGUUGUGAGAUGAUAUUUGGACAGGAUCCUCCAGCACAAAUUGAUGAUCCAGCACUGAAGCAACCAUGCUAUAAACUAUGUAAUUAUUUCAUUGCAAGAUUGAUCGCAUUUAUUCAUGAUCAUGUUAUUAUGGAGACUACCAAUUCUAUUUUUGGUCUGCCAAGUGUUAAGGCAAGGCAUAUAAAAACCAUGGAACAGACUGCCUCAGUAGUUAAUGCAGAGGGAAUGGAAUAUAGAAGGACUGAUUUAAGAAGAGAACAUCACUCUAUACACCAUUAUCAGUUACGUUAUUUGAAUGUACUUUUUUCUUCCCUGGAUGAUAAGCAGUUUUUUUGGUGUGCACUAGCCAAAUUUUGAUUUGAAUAUCUGAUUUAACAAUGUUAGAUAAUGGGUGUAUGUCUAUUAAAACUGAGCUACUAUUUAUAUUAUAUUAAACAAUAAAUAAAAUAAUGUUACAUGUUACUGA
Cajanus cajan (pigeon pea) is the source of this 1247-nucleotide messenger RNA. Its product is annotated as beta-carotene isomerase D27, chloroplastic. Gene Ontology annotation, cellular component: plastid. Gene Ontology annotation, molecular function: iron ion binding; cis-trans isomerase activity. Lineage: Eukaryota; Viridiplantae; Streptophyta; Magnoliopsida; Fabales; Fabaceae. Gene Ontology annotation, biological process: strigolactone biosynthetic process. The record is from RefSeq and is a predicted model, not a curated record.